AUGUCUACUGAACAAAGUUUUAUUCUCAAAUCUGGCGCUCAACGUAUCGCCUCCGAGUUGGGACUUAUUCUGGUCAAUCCCGAUACUAGUCCACGUGGCAGCGACUUCCCAGGAGAAAAUGAUGAUUAUGAUUUUGGAAGUGGUGCUGGUUUCUAUUUGAAUGCAACCCAAGAACCAUGGCGUUAUAACUAUCAUAUGUACGACUACGUAACGACCGAACUUCCUGGAUUAAUCGAGAAGAACUUCAACGUUAUUUCCGGUAAAUACGGAUUAUGCGGCCACAGUAUGGGAGGGCAUGGAGCACUAGUGGUAGGCCUCCGAAACCCUGAUCGUUUUGCCUCAGUGUCCGCUCUUGCUCCUAUCUGCCAUCCCUCUGUCGUCCCCUGGGGCAUAAAGGCUUUUUCAGGUUAUCUUGGAGCCGAUAGUGACUGGAGCAUGUACGAUGCUGUUGAAUUAAUAGCGAAACACAAAAAACGCUUUGCGAUACCACCUCUGAUUGACCAGGGCGACGUCGAUGAAUGGCUAGAAUUGAAUUUGAAGCCUGCUGACCUUACAAAGGCCUGUGCUGAUACCGGACAGGAAAUUAAUAUGCGUUACCAAAAGGUGAGAUUUGUGCGCUUUGUUUUGCAGCAGCCGGCGCAGUGA
Messenger RNA from Mesocestoides corti, 645 nucleotides. The record is from the annotation of a GenBank genome assembly. NCBI's taxonomy places the organism in Eukaryota, Metazoa, Platyhelminthes, Cestoda, Cyclophyllidea, Mesocestoididae.